Molecule: messenger RNA, 569 nt
Organism: Entrophospora candida
Lineage: Eukaryota; Fungi; Glomeromycota; Glomeromycetes; Entrophosporales; Entrophosporaceae
Source: the annotation of a GenBank genome assembly
AAAAAAAUCUUAAAGAUCAUGAAGUUAUUACUCUCAUUAAAAUUUCAGUAACCAAUUUGUCUGUAAUUAAAAUCAAUCCAGACCAUUUAUUACCAUUGGAUAUUAUUGUUACAUUAAAUGGAACUGUGAUGGAAAAUCCAUCUAUUUCUGAGACAAUAGUCAAAUUCAAAAUUAAUUCAUUGGUUUAUAUCAAAAAGAAAAAAAUGGAUAUUAAUUUCAAUGCAUAUCACAAAACAACUGAAAAACAUCUCAAACCAAUUUCAAAAAAAUUAAAUCAUGGUCACACUAUUUUUCUAUCUGGAAACCUAGAAUUAGUGAAUGGAUUAAAAAUGAUACAACUAACAUCACUAUCUUUUGUUAAUUCAACCAACUCUAAUACCAUGUCAGAUAACCAAGUUUCAACAACAUCUAUAAAAAUUAAUCCUUCAGUUGCAAAAAUUGCUCAACGAAUUAUGGAUAAUAGUAGUUCAACCAAUGAAACCAAGAAAAGAAAAGAAACAAAUACUUUAAAAUCAAGAAAUAUCAAAAUUCCAAAAUUAGCACAAUUAGCAGUAUCAUUUAUAAAAGAC